CUUGAUAAGAGGUUCAGGAUGAAGCCCUACGCCGCAUAUAUUGCUAUUCUGCUAGCAUACCUCAAUUCUGCUGUCGCUGCUCCGCCGCCAGUUAGAACCGACACGAUCCAUUCUAGCCAUGGGCCCUUCACAGGGACACCAACGACGACUGGCGCCUUGAGCACAAGCGUGCUCGCGUCUAGCAUUGCUCACAAGCCGCCAAACCCUAAUGCGACGAGUUACCCAAGCGAUGGACAACUCCAUGCCCCUCAGCCGGUUCCCUAUGCGCCCGCUGGCGGCAUAGGAACUGAUGGCACAGAACCUGUCUACAAUGUUAAAAGCGAUUUCGAUUACCAGUCGCUGGCCCUUGCACUGUAUCAGGAAUGGAUCGAGCUCGAUCUAUUCUAUUAUGGACUUGCUGCCUUUUCAGAUGAAGAUUUCGUUGCGGCUGGACUUACAGCCGAAGACCGAUAUCUGAUCCAAUUUAUGGCAGAACAGGAGCGCGGGCAUGCUACACUCAUCAGCAAUAUGCUGGGAGCUCAGGCCCCUAAGCUGUGUGCCUAUAAUUAUCCCUUCACAACAGUCCGCGAAUAUGUCGACUUUAGCCAGAAGCUCACUCGAUUUGGAGAAUCGGGGGUAUAUGGCUUCCUCGAACAUUUAGAUUCCCGUGAAGCAGCAACCUUGCUACUCCAGUCUAUCACUACAGAAGCCCGCCAGCAGAUGAUUUUCAGGCAGUUUGAUGGUCUCUUUCCAAUGCCGGUCUGGUUUGAAGUUGGAGUUCCUCAAUCUUGGGCUUGGACAUUGAUGGCACCAUUCAUUAGUUGGUGCCCAGAAGGUCAGACAAGACUCGUCUGGCAGAACUUCCCGGCUCUAUAUAUCCUUAAUCAACCGAACCCGGCUCGCUUGAACGGUUCGGCCGGCUUUAACGAAACACUUGGCCCCGGCAUGAACACACUAAGAAACUCGCACCUCUCCCCAUCAGAAUCCUGCCUCAAUGCCACUGAUAACUCCAAUGACUGUGGCCCAGCUAUUACUCAGAAUAGGUCUAUGCCGCUUUCUUGGCCUGGGCGUGAGGUUCAAUUAAUGUGGGAAACCCCUGGAAAGCCUGUUGGCCCAAACAACAGCUAUAUAACGUCGUCAAAUGCGGGAGAUCCCAAAUUCGUCGUGUGGGUGACGCAACUCAAUGUUACCUAUUCACCUUUGACUCUACAGUCUAAUGAAACAGGCGGGGGGAUGAACAUGGGAACGACUAUUCAACCCAAUUUGGAGACGUAUGCUGGCGAUCCGGCCGUGAACGGGACCAUGUUUAUUGCCGUUACAGAUAGUGAUCCUGUUCUAUCGCCAUUUAACCUCUCUAUGAUCAAUCCACACAUUGUGGCUGGGCCAGCUUUGUAUCAGGCCGGGUAAGUUUGAACCGACGAGCUCGCUGGGCUGCCAUGCGGCCAUCCGAACUAUCGUGUCCUUACUCUCUGCGUCCUGUUGGUCGGGCGACUUGGUGGAACUAGGAAGCUAUUGUGGCCUUUGACCCCCAUGAAGCUUGAGCGCCGGUAUUUUCGGUGAAGAUUAAAAUGCAAUACUUUUUCUCGGAUUAAUUAGCAUUUUGUUAUUUAAUAUAAUUGUCUAUAGUUAGUUAUUAUUUGCUGGAAAUUUCCGAGUUUUG
Coccidioides posadasii C735 delta SOWgp is the source of this 1639-nucleotide messenger RNA. RefSeq lists its product as uncharacterized. The record is from RefSeq and is a predicted model, not a curated record. Lineage: Eukaryota; Fungi; Ascomycota; Eurotiomycetes; Onygenales; Onygenaceae.